Molecule: messenger RNA, 1120 nt
Organism: Strongylocentrotus purpuratus (purple sea urchin)
Lineage: Eukaryota; Metazoa; Echinodermata; Echinoidea; Camarodonta; Strongylocentrotidae
Product: synaptotagmin-9-like
Exons: 3
Coding region: 90-728 (212 amino acids)
Biological process (GO): vesicle fusion; regulation of dopamine secretion; regulation of calcium ion-dependent exocytosis
Cellular component (GO): synapse; axon
Molecular function (GO): calcium-dependent phospholipid binding; clathrin binding; phosphatidylserine binding
Source: RefSeq, a predicted model, not a curated record
AUUUUUUCCCGGGGCCAUUAAUGUCUCGUCUCAUAAAAUGCACAUUACUCUGGUUAACUUUACGCUGAUUAGAUAGCAAGAAAUGUAAUAUGUGUACUCACUAUUUCGUUUUUCUUUACACUUUUCAGCUGACAGCACACACCGAGAAGCACCGGUUUGGACGCCGGAACCUCCUGGGAUCGACAACCAUCUCUCUCCGUGACCUGACCGUUGGGGGGAAUACUUACACACGUCCACUCUAUCCAAAUCUUCCUAAAGUGGAUCUUGGGAGACUUCGAUUGGUGCUAUGUUAUCACAGAGAGAAACGACGUCUUUUGGUUACCGUGGUUCGGGCUACCAAUUUGCCGAGCAGGGUGAUACCUGCAGAUAGCUAUGUGGUUGUUGAAUUGCGAGGCAGCGACAACGAAGUCCUGGCGCAGGUACGGACCAAGGAGAGACACUUCUCCAACAACCCAGUAUACAAAGAAGUGUUCAGCUUUGAUCUACCCUCGCGUCCAAUUGAAGACUGGGACUUCACAAACAUUCAGCAUCCUUUAGAUAACGUCUCAUUGACCAUUACAGUCCACCGCAGGAAGCUUUUCUUUGGGGAUGACACCAUUGGUUGCGUCACACUGAGGUCCGAAGUGAGGACGAACGGCUAUUCACAUCUUUGGAAAUGCAAGAGGUCCCCCUACCAGCCGAUCACCGAAUGGCAUGAUUUAAAAAGCGUAAGCAAGUUCAUAACUUGAUAAAGGCUUAAAUUAAAUUCUUCCAUUUUGGCUGAAUCAUUACCAUUUUGGGAUCAAACUUCCAGCCGACCCAUAGAAUUUAUGUGUAUAUAUUUUUUAUUCUAAGAAUAUUGUCCAUAAUUAUGUCACGUAAAUCUCACAAUUUAACAUGUUAAAAGCCGAAUAUACAUUGUUUAUAUGUUCAUGAAUAUUAUGUAAUUUUUAUUGAAUUCAUUCACAAAAGUGCAUUUUCUGAUUCACAUUUAAAAGUUUUCUUUUCAUAUUGGAAAGAAAUCCUCUUUAUUCACGAACCACCUCCAUGAGUGUGGGAAGGGGAAAGUUAAAGUGCCUGUCUAUUUUAAAUAUAAUUUGUUUCGUGUUACUUGUCAUGUUUACAUCAUGAACUAAAUAAA